AUGACUCGCCUCGAUGGGACUGUCUCUCGCCAACAUACAAUUGCAAAUUGUCGCAAGCUAUCAAAUACUGAAGAAGAAUCCCUUAAAAACUGGAUUCUAGACAUGGAUAAACGUGGUCUACCGCUUCAAGUAUCAAAUGUACGCCAUCUUGCUCAGCUUUUAUUAUCCGCGCGGUCUAAGCCAUCAAAAGACAUCUCCAUCAGCGAGAAAUGGGUCUCCCGAUUUAUUCAACGCCAUCCUGAGCUCAAAUUCAAAUAUACCCGCCAAUAUGACUAUCAGCGUGUCAAAUGUGAAGAUCCGGAGCUUAUAAAAGGCUGGUUUAAUCGUGUUCAAGAGACUAUCCUGAGAUACGGCAUUGCAGAGCAGGAUAUAUACAAUAUGGAUGAAACUGGCUUUCAAAUGGGUGUGGCAUCAACUGCAAAGGUUAUUUGUGGAUCAGAGACAAGAGAUAGCCAUGCCAAAUCUAUCCAGCCUGGAAAUCGCGAGUGGAUUACCAUAAUAAUUGCCAUAAAUGCCUCUGGACAUGCUCUACCUCCGCAAAUCAUUAUGGCUGGGAAAAAGUAUCAAUCUCAGUGGUAUUCAGCUAUUCCAAAGGAAUAUAGAAUCAGCUUGAGCGAUGAUGGCUGGACUAAUGAUAUUCUGGGAUUUGAAUGGCUUCAGGAGAUGUUUGAGAAGCAUACUGCUUCUCAGACAGCUGGCAGAUAUCGUCUUUUAAUUCUUGACGGCCAUAGCAGUCAUGCCACUGCUAGUUUUGAUCAAUUCUGCACUGAGAGAAGGAUUAUUCCAUUAUAUAUGCCUCCUCAUUCAUCUCAUCUACUUCAACCGCUUGAUAUAAGCUGUUUUGCGCCAUUCAAGCAUUAUUACGGCCAGAAAGUCAGAGAGAUGGCAGAAAACGACAUCCAUGCCAUUGAUAAACAAGACUUCAUAUCUAUCUACUCCAGCAUCCAUGGCCGUGCAUUCUCUAAGGGCAAUAUAUUGAGUGCAUUUGCAGCUGCUGGUCUUAUUCCUUUUAAACCAGAGAGGGUGCUUGCAAAACUCAACAUCAAGACACCGACACCACCUUCUUCCUCAUCCAGCAACCAAUCCUUUUAUUUAUGA
Aspergillus chevalieri is the source of this 1098-nucleotide messenger RNA. RefSeq lists its product as uncharacterized. The transcript has a single exon. The coding region runs from base 1 to 1098 and encodes 365 amino acids. Gene Ontology annotation, cellular component: nucleus. Gene Ontology annotation, molecular function: DNA binding. The record is from RefSeq and is a predicted model, not a curated record. Lineage: Eukaryota; Fungi; Ascomycota; Eurotiomycetes; Eurotiales; Aspergillaceae.